This is a messenger RNA of Vespa mandarinia (Asian giant hornet), 2168 nucleotides long. RefSeq names its product ribosome biogenesis protein BRX1 homolog. Gene Ontology annotation, molecular function: rRNA binding. Gene Ontology annotation, cellular component: nucleolus. Gene Ontology annotation, biological process: ribosomal large subunit assembly; rRNA processing. NCBI's taxonomy places the organism in Eukaryota, Metazoa, Arthropoda, Insecta, Hymenoptera, Vespidae. The record is from RefSeq and is a predicted model, not a curated record.
AUUACUUACAUAUACAAUAUACACGUAUUAUUAAACACGUGUGAUAAUAAAAUAAAGGUUUGUAAUUUUAAGCGCGGUGCGUUUUUCGUAAGACUGGAUACAGUUAUGACUGUUUAUGAGUGUUCAUCAUUGGAUUUCACGCUUGAUUUGUACUUUCAUUGUAUGAACAUGAAACAAGUCCUUUCGCAUGAAUAAAACGAUGAAAGUUCAAAACAUUCUAUUUUAUGAUUAUACUAUUUUUAAAGCAAUAUAUGUAUAUAAUCGAUUCAAUUUAAACAUUUUUAUCAUUGAUUUUAUUUUAACUAAAGAGCAUGCGUAAGAAAUACGCCAUGUCUCGUGUUCUGCCGGAAACACAUGUAGUAACGUGCAACAAUCGCGUUCGUUUCGUUUUUUGUCCCGUCGUCUAUCACAAUUAGGUUUUUCUUUUACAGUAUUAUUAACUUUUUGUAAAUAAUGACAAAGAAGAGGAAACAAUUAGAAAAUGAAGAAACUACAGAAACAACAGAAACAAAUUUACCACCGAUAAAAAGAAUGUCAGACGAACCUCCACCGAAAAAGAUAAAAUGGAUAAACAAGCAGCGUAUAUUAGUGUUUUCAACCAGGGGUAUUGGUCAUAUUCAUCGUCAUCUUAUGGAAGAUAUAAAGACUCUUAUGCCACAUCAUCGACCUGAAAGUAAAAUGGAACGUUCCAAAGAUUUGCAGGUUGUUAAUGAAAUGUGUCAAAUGAAGAAUUGCAAUAAAUGUAUACUUUUUGAAGGUCGAAGAAAAAGGGAUCUUUACGUUUGGUUUUCUAAUAUAUCUGCAGGACCUUGUGCUAAAUUUUUAGUUGAAAAUAUUUAUACCAUGGGCGAAUUAAAGAUGACAGGAAAUUGUUUAAGAGGAUCUCGCCCGUUACUUUCAUUUGAUGAAAAUUUCAAUACAAAACCACAUUACAAUCUUUUGAAAGAGUUAUUCAUUCAAAUAUUUGGUGUUCCAUAUCAUCAUCCGAAAAGUCAACCAUUCUUUGAUCAUGUUUACACAUUUACUGUAUUAGAUAAUAGAAUAUGGUUUAGAAACUUUCAAAUUCUCACUGAAGAUGGAGGAUUAGCAGAAAUUGGACCUAGAUUUGUUUUAAAUCCAGUUAAAAUAUUUGUUAAUAGUUUUGGUGGAGAAACAUUAUGGGAUAAUCCUCUUUAUGUUUCACCUGCUAAGUAUCGACAAUUAUUAAAUAAGAAAGCUGCUGGUAAAUAUGUGAAUAGAUUGGAGCAAAAGAUGGUACAGCAAGCUAAUAAACCAAAAGAAAGUUAUGCUUUAAAUCCUGUGGAUGAAAUAUUUAAAGGUGAUCCAAUUGAAAAGGCUUUAGAAUUACAAAGUAAGGAUAAAGAAGAAGAAGAAAUAGAAAAAAUGGAAAGUCCAAAAAGGAUUAUAAUGAGAAAAAGAAAUAAGUCUCCAAGUAAACAAUUAAAUAAACCAUUAAAUAAAAAAGUCAAAAAGAAAAGACUUACAAACAAGAAAGUAAAAAAAAAUAUCAAACACUGAUUAAACAUUUUAUACUUGUGUGAUUAUAUCUUUGUUACAUAAUAAUAAAAUUCACAUAUAUUGUUCUUAAAAUUUUUUACAGUUGUUAUAUAUUUGUACCUUAUAUUAUCAUAUGAUUUUGGUGCAUGUUAAUAAAUUUAUAGCAGGUAGCAUAAUAAGUACACUUCUCAGCAAUAAUUAAAUUAUUAAAUGCAAAUGUAAAAGUCUUAAUAUAAAAGUCUUAAUUAAAAAUAAUACUUAGAAAGACAUCAAAAUGUCACAAGUUAUCUUAGAUACAAAUGAUAGUGUAAUAGAAAAUAUGUAUAACGUAUAACAUUCUGUAUACUUAGAUAUAGUUAAUUCGUAUAUAUGCUAGUAACAUUGCAAUUAAAUGUGCGUUAAAGAUAUAUUUAAUAUUUAUAGUUUGUAAGGAACUAAUAGUUCAAGAUACUACUAACUAAAGAUAAAAUAUAUAUGAAUUACAUGAUACACCUUGCAUAAAAGGUAUAAAUUUAUACAUAAAUUCAUAUUAAAUAUAUCAUUAAGUUCGAUUCCAACGUUACUGACAAUAAUUACAAUUCUUUUUGUAUAAAUUUAAUGGCACUUAUGUAAAUCAUAUUUUAGCAGCCAUAUAAGCAUUAUAGGUACAUAAUAUAUCUCUUUAAAACAUA